This is a messenger RNA of Ostreococcus lucimarinus CCE9901, 2841 nucleotides long. RefSeq lists its product with no specific name. The record is from RefSeq and is a predicted model, not a curated record. The transcript has a single exon. NCBI's taxonomy places the organism in Eukaryota, Viridiplantae, Chlorophyta, Mamiellophyceae, Mamiellales, Bathycoccaceae. The coding region runs from base 1 to 2841 and encodes 946 amino acids.
AUGACAUACGAAGGGUUACCGAUUCGUCACGGCGCCAAGAGCACAAAUAUGCAGAUCCGCAUGUCGCUCAACACGCAUAAGGAUAUAGUCUACGGAAGCGUGCAAAGGGGUGUGAUGUCUAACUUUCACUUUGAUCCCGAAGUCGCGGUGUUGCCGAAGACGACUCUAAGUCGGACAUUGACGAUUCAGGUUGUCUCAGAACUGAAGAGUGUGUACGGCUCGCACACGUUUAGAAAGGCCUCGCGGAAAGUAUUGAACUUGAUGGGACUUGAGAAAAAGAAAGAGGAUGAUUUGUUCACAUUAAACGAGACGAAUGGAGACGUAAACGUCAAUCAAAGCGAUGACGAUGAAGACGCAGACAUUCAGUACGCGCAGAGUGAUGAGAUUUUUGUGAAAGGGAGUGCCAUCGGUUACGUGCAGAUUCCCGUCGAAGACUUGCUCGUCGGAGACUUGGUGCGAAAAAAGUUGAAACUCAAGCCGAUGAUGAUGACAAAGUCCUGGCUCAAGAUGAAGGAAGACCAAUUGGGCGAAAUAGAAGUCAUGAUUGGCUGCGGUUACUCGAAAUUGGCACCGAAGGACUUGGAAUUGAUCAGCCAAGUCGCAAGACCGACGAUCGGGAAGUUCUCAUUCAACAUCGCCUCCGUCGUUGGCGAUCGAACGCCGUAUCAACAUGUCGCACCGAUCAUCGACAGCGUGCUCUCCAUGACUGAUGAAAACGAGAAGUUUGGACGACAUGUAUACGCGACGGUGAUGUGGGAUGGUCGCGAAGAGAACAUUAAAUCUUCGCAAGAACGUUUCAACUUUUCCAUAACGGAAAUUUCUGGCGAAAUCAGGGUACUUUUCAAGUGCCCGGAUGCGAUCAGUGGUGGCGAGCAGAUUCUAGGCGCGAUUUCGAUUCCAAUCUCCAGCGUUCUCAAAGCGCAGGGUAGCUCCAUCGAUGCUUGGUUUAACAUCACGCCUCCAAAUCCAGCAUUUCUGACGGAAAAUGAAAUGGCUGACCCGAGUCACGCCAUGUGCGUGUACGCGCGUUCGAGUAAUAAUCCAAACGACUGGCAAGGUUUCGCUCGCAUCAGGCUUUCUUUCGUACCAAAGGGUGGUAGCGCGCCGUGGGAGUGGUAUCUCAAACAAUCACCGAUGGGGGUGAAGACGGCGCACAUACCGGAUACCAUCGAUGGUGUGCUCUUGAGUCUGCGGCAUUUCGUCGAGUCUGUGCUCCUUCCCGCCAAGACGUUUGCAAGGGCGGCGAUUUUCUACUCAAAGCCAGAGAGUCGAUUGCUCAAGCUUUUAUGGUUUGCGUAUCAUACCACGUGUUGCGCAGUGUUUCAAUGUAAAAUGGUGAGUACAUUCAUACUUUUAUGGAUAGUUCCUGGCUUGUUUUACACUGGUUUCUGCUCAAGCAUCGUCGUCAGCGAGAUUUGGUCAAACGUGUCUGCGUUUAAAGAUGAUGACGAUGAGCUUGAAGCGUUGCGCGUUGAAGUCAAUAAGAUGGCUAAGAUGCGAAACAAAAAGAUUCGCGAAUUUAGAGAUAAAACUUUGGAAAAGUGGAGAUUGAAGAAGUUGCUUAGCCAAGGUCGCGACGUGACCAUCUCGAGCGACGCCGUGAACGAAGGUGUAAGACGUCGCAAAGCAAAGCGCGCUCGCUUGGGUGUCGACGACGAACUUCCAGCGGUGGCGACCGUGUUUUUGCCGCGAAAUAUGAUGAACUACGUCAUUGCUGUGGUCACGUCGUCGAAUCCCGCAGAAAUCGUGUUGAGGGCUAUCAAAAAAAUUGUUUGGAAAUUACUCAAUGUGAUAAAAGGCGCAAGCGUCAAGUUGGUGCGAAUUGACAAGGUACUCGCGUCUGGUGGCCCUCGAGUCAUGCCAGGUCUGUGUCGGCGCGUGGGUGUAGAGUUGGAAACACUCGCAGAUAAGUUUGGCCGACCCACACAGUUGGUUUCGUGGGGAAAUACCACUUUGACCAUGUAUUUCUCGCUACUCACGUGCGCGCUGACGUUAGCGUUCUGUUGCGCUCUCUUUGCGUUGCAGCAAUUCUUUGCAUUUAUCGACCAUUACUCUCCUCUGCGCAUCUGGCACGUCAUCUGGUUCAUCGGAAUCGCGCCUACUUUACCGUUUUUGAGUGAACAAAUGUUGCAAGCAGCGGUAGCGCUCGACACGGGCAUGCAGCUCUUCGUCGGUCUGUACGUGCCUGUGCGGCCAAUUUCUCUCGUCACCAUAAAAGCGAUCAAACAGUCGCUCGACAUCCAACUCACAGAUAACUGUAAAGUUUUGUACGAAACGGUGAAAAAGGAAGUGAAUGCGGAAAUCACGAACCGAGAGCUUUUGAGACGAAAGCAAGAGGCGGAAAAACUGGGCGCUUCGCAGAGAAAUUUCUGCAAGAACAGAUCGAAUCCGAUCGCCUGGCUAGCUUCGGCAAUUCAACGCGCGCCGACGGAACGGGACAUGAUGCACGAAGCACGUAUGCGCGCGCUCAUGGUUCCUGGGCACGCACACCCACCCGAUGUAUCGAUUUUCCGAGAAAAUGUCGACGUGAGACGCGCCUCCGCCUACGCGCUCGGAAAGCUGCUCGCGUUCGCCAUCGCCAUUCCCAUCAGAGCGCUCAACGCGCCCAUGGGCGUGAUGAAAAUGUCUAGCGAGAAACGGUUGGAUGCAUAUGAUGCGUGCACGCAACUGUGCGCUCUCAAUUGGCUGCGUUACGAGUCCCGAGGCAAUCUCCCCUUCGGACACCGCAAAACCGUCGUCACACCGAUGGCCGCCGACGGCAUUGAACGCUCGCCCGCGGGCGCUCGCAUCGUCGACGUCGUCGACGAAGACAUGACGAAAUCAAGCAUCGAAUCGACAUAA